This is a messenger RNA of Gymnodraco acuticeps, 2112 nucleotides long. It is a transcript of the gene entr1, whose product is annotated as endosome associated trafficking regulator 1. Bases 91 to 1083 code for a protein of 330 amino acids. NCBI's taxonomy places the organism in Eukaryota, Metazoa, Chordata, Actinopteri, Perciformes, Bathydraconidae. The transcript has 11 exons. Gene Ontology annotation, biological process: positive regulation of protein localization to cilium; positive regulation of cilium assembly; regulation of cytokinesis. Gene Ontology annotation, cellular component: centrosome; ciliary basal body; recycling endosome. The record is from RefSeq and is a predicted model, not a curated record.
UGUCUGUCGCUCCCCUGUCUGUCGCUCCCCUGUCUGUCGCUCGCCUGUCUGUCUGUCGCUCCCCUGUCUGUCGCUCACCUGGGUGACGUCAUGUCCAAACAGAAGAGUUCUGCCAAAGCUCUGAUCAUCACAGACGACGAGCAGGAGGACCCGAACCCGUUCUCCUUCAGAGAGUUCCUGCGCUGGAAGAGCUUGGAACCAGAACCAGAUGUGGACCUGGAACCAGAACCAGACCUGUACCCGGACCCCGACCUGGACCUGGACCAGACUCACAGACAGAAUCGUCAGCUUCCUCAGAACCAGCCGGGAGGAGCCGUGAGAUUAUCUGAACCAGCGGUUCAAAAUAGGUCGUUGGAGGGCGUGACCUUCGACCCUGAGGUCAGGAGCUGUUUCUUCUCGGAGCCUUCUCUGGACCCACAGGAGGAGGAGUGGGGGCGGAGCUUGCAGUCAGGUGUGGACAGCACCUCCUCUCUCUGCACGGAGGAGGAGGGGGAGGAGGAAACCAGGUUCUCCUCCAGACCGGAGGCCCAGCAGGGAGCAGGAGCAGCAGAGAGCUAUGAAGGUGAUGAUGAAACCUCCAUGGCUGAAGCCGUCUCCACCUGCAGGGGGAGGAGCUUACAGCAGCUGCAGGAAGAGAACCAGUGUCUGAGGAGAUCCAUCCGGGAGCUGCAGAGGAGCUCACAGGCCGACCAGCGCAGGGUGGAGCAGCUGACGGAGGAGCUGCUGCAGAGGAGGCGUCGGGAGGAGCAGGAGGCGCAGGAUCUGGAGAGCAUGGUGCACUCUGUGGAGCAGAACCUCACUCAGAUGACGAAGCGAGCAGUGAAGGCAGAGCUGUGUGUCUCCAAACUGAAGUGGGAGCUGCAGCAGCUUCAGGUGGAGAACGAAGGUCUGAAGGCGGCGGAGUCGGAGGUCGUCAUGACGAUGAGACAGAACGCUCAGGUAGCGUCUGAUUACCUGAACAAGACGGCAAGCCACGCCCACUCCUCCAUACGGCAGCUGCUGGGGGGGGCGGAGACCCUCUCUCUGGUCGCUCAGCUGCUGGCCUCCAUCGAUAGAGUUUCCUCAGAGGACUCUCCUGGAUGAAUUACCAAAAUAAAAGACUUCCUACAUACGCUUUAUUUUGAAGGUGAAGAUGACAUCACAGCAGCGAGGACUGCUGAUUGGUCCGUUUGUUGGACUGAAGACAGAGUUUUUAUAUUUAGCGUCAUUAUGGAUAACAUAUCACUGCGGCUGAGUAUUGAUGAACCAGCAGGUCGUCUUCCUCCAGGGUCACGUUAGCUUAGCAUAAGACAGCUUAUAUGCUACAUCUUUCCGGAACCCCCUCCUCUCCUGUAGUUCUAUAGGUGUUAGUGCAUGUAAAGGGUCUGCAAAGGAUAGAAUCCCUGUGUUCUCUCCAUUGGACUGAACUUUGUGACAUCACUGCGUAACACUCGCGCUCCUAUUGGCUGUGUACCGGCCGGGUUAUAUAUAUUUGACUAACGUAUGAAGCAGAGUUAGCAUAAAGCUACAUGUGAAUAUGUGUCGAGUAAUUCAAUACUAACAUGUUUUAUACCAUGUGUUUUUGGUGUUACUUCACAAUGGAUGAUUGCACACACAGCUGAGAGGCACUCUCUUUAGGACCUGCUUUGAUGUCGCUGAGAGGGACUCUCUUUAAGACAUGCUUUGAUGUCGCUGAGAGGCACUCUCUUUAAGACAUGCUUUGAUGUCGCUGAGAGGGACUCUCUUUAAGACAUGCUUUGAUGUCGCUGAGAGGGACUCUCUUUAAGACAUGCUUUGAUGUCGCUGAGAGGGACUCUCUUUAAGACAUGCUUUGAUGUCGCUGAGAGGGACUCUCUUUAAGACAUGCUUUGAUGUCGCUGAGAGGGACUCUCUUUAAGACAUGCUUUGAUGUCGCUGAGAGGGACUCUCUUUAAGACAUGCUUUGAUGUCGCUGAGAGGCACUCUCUUUAAGACAUGCUUUGAUGUCGCUGAGAGGGACUCUCUUUAAGACAUGCUUUGAUGUCGCUGAGAGGGACUCUCUUUAAGACAUGCUUUGAUGUCGCUGAGAGGGACUCUCUUUAAGACAUGCUUUGAUGACGUCCUGUUGAGACAAUAAAACAUCAUCAGAAUAAA